Molecule: messenger RNA, 489 nt
Organism: Mitosporidium daphniae
Lineage: Eukaryota; Fungi; Microsporidia
Exons: 3
Coding region: 1-489 (162 amino acids)
Source: RefSeq, a predicted model, not a curated record
AUGCGAUCAAGACAUCGAGGAUCUUCGGCAUCUCAAGGAAGAGGCCAUGGAAUAUCCCGAAUUCUUCAUAAAGACGCUGCAAAAGCGCAAAGAGAACUUGACUUGCAAAAGUAUAGAAACAUACAUCUUAAGAGCUCCUUGACGUCAACUUUGUUGAAAAGAAAUAGAGUCUCCGCAAGCUCUCCCAUUUCGCCAUCCUCAGAUGCAAACACGGCCGUUGAAGAGUUAUUGGCCCAAAUUUCCCAGCUCCAGGAGUCUUUUAAGAAAGAUCUUACCAUACUUAAAGAGUGGAUAAAGACCCAUGAGUCCGACAUGAAACGGGGAUAUUACGAGGAGAUACACCGCAAGCUUAGAGCAAGGCCGCCAUCUGAAAUCAGGGAAAAGGUGCAAAAUCUAUUGAACGAAGAUCUUGCCCUUUUCGACAGCGACGAAGAACAUGAAGCGAGCGGCCACUACUCAAAGGAUGACCCCAUUUAUGAUGGCGAAUAA